Purpureocillium lilacinum is the source of this 2484-nucleotide messenger RNA. RefSeq lists its product as uncharacterized. NCBI's taxonomy places the organism in Eukaryota, Fungi, Ascomycota, Sordariomycetes, Hypocreales, Ophiocordycipitaceae. The record is from RefSeq and is a predicted model, not a curated record.
AUGUCAUCCUUGGUGUCGUCCCUCUUCGACUUCAUCAGCACCAGCACCGGCAUCAACGCUUACAAGUACGCGCUGACGAAGCCCUACGAGUACGCGCCGCUCGACGACACCUCGCGCCGCACCUUUCGCCUCGUCGAGCUGCUCCCGCCCAAGCCCUCCCUCCUCCCCGGCUGCCAUGGCACCGUGCGCGUGCGCAUCCUCGAGCGGGACCUCGACGACGACGUCGCCGCCGUGAGCGCGCCGUACGAUGCCCUUUCCUACACGUGGAGCAUCCCCAAGGGCGUUACGGAGCCUGACCGGCGGAUCAUCGUUGAGGCCGGUCCCAACGACGGAGAUGACCCUCGGGAGCUGCGCAUCUACCGGGCCCUUGAGCUCGCGCUGCUGUACCUCUCGCCCACCGUCGAUGAUGGCGACGACGACAACAAUAGCGGCGGUACUAACCGUCGUCCGAUCUUCGUCGACCAAAUCUGCCUCAACCAGCGCGACAACGAUGAGAAGAGCGUCCAGGUGCCGCUCAUGCGCGUCAUCUACGCCCGCUGCGCCCGCACCCUCGUCUGGCUCGGCCCGCCCACGCGCGCCUCGGACCGCUACUUCGACUUUGUCGCCUCGGAGCUGCUGCCGGGCGGCGACGGCGUGCUCGGCCGGCUGCUGGGCCCGCGCGUGUCGACGGCCAUGUGCAUCUUCGACGCCGUCGUGUCGGAGCAGCCCGUGCCCGAGGAUGGCGAUGGCGAAGACGAAGAGGAACUGCGCCGCCUGCGCGCGGACCGCGACGCGCUGCUCGACCUCGUGCGCCGGUGCGGCGACGCCCUCCCCCGCGACGGCAUGGCCGACGUGCUGUCCCGGCCGUGGAACAACCGCCUCUGGACCAUCCAGGAGGCGACGCUCGCGCCCCUCGUCGUCUUCGUCUGCGGCCGCCGCACCCUCUGCUUCGACUGCCUGCGCGGCGCCCUCUUCUUCUUCAACGUCGCCAACACGCACUGGCUGCGGCAGGCCCACGGCGGAGGCGCCGCGCACCCGCCCGCCGAGCUGCGGUCGCGCGCCGCCCUGCUGGACCUCGGCGCGGGUAUGGGCCGCAUCUUCCAGGAGCGCAAGGCCGUGCACAAGCUGCGCCGCCGGAAGCCGCUCUACGACGUGCUGCUCAAGUACAACCUCGUCGGCGAGGACGGCGGCGGCAUCGUCCCCGUCAAGAUCGGCGCGGCGCUGCCCGAGGAUCGCGUCUUUGGGCUGCUGGGCCUCGUUGACGAGGAGGACCCCCUGGCCAAGAGGGUGCGCGUGCGGUAUGGCGAUGAGAAGGUCGUCGCGCGGGUGUAUACCGAGGUCGCGGCCCUGCUACUCGAGGAGAGCGUCGAUGCGCUUCUGCUUGCGCAGAGGCCGUGCACGACGCCUGGCUUGCCGUCGUGGGUGACUGACUGGGCCAUGGACCUGCGCCUGCCGGUCGGGUAUGCCCGCCUCGGGGAGCCCGUCUUUGCGGCCUCGGGAAAAGAUGCCACGGCGCAGGCUGCUCGAUUUACGGUGGACGACGCGGCUGGGCGGUUGACAAUACGAGGCGUCGCUGCCGACAAGGUUGCUCGCGUGGGCGAGCAGACGUACCGCGGCGACUCGGAGGGCCGCAUCACCGAACUGGUCGACUAUCGUUCUGCGCGCCGCGUAUUCGACGAGGUAGACGAGUUUGUGCGCGAGGCUCGCGGCGGCUCCAUCCCGCGACAGGACAGCAGCGGCAACAAGCAGGAUGACGACAAGGAGGAGGCACUCGCGCAUCGUCAGACGUGCCUCCGCGUAUGCGACUCGGGCCUCUCCUGGCGCUACUUCACCACCAAGCUCCCCUCCCCUCCCGCCGCCGCCGCCAUGUCCAAGCUCUCCACCCUCGAAAGCACCAUCUCCAACCUCGGCCAGCGCCUCCUCCGCGCCGACGCCACCCGCGACGCCUACCGCCUCACGCGCAUCUACGCCACCGUCGGCAUCACGCCCUGGUACUGGAUCCCCGCGCCCGAGCCCGCCGCCCUGCGCCUCCUGGCGUGCGACCCGCCCCGCGCGCUCCUCCUGCUGCGCGACGCGGCCGUCGACUUCGUCGAGGACAUGGUCGGGCUGGUAGGCGCCGCGGCGGCCGUGGGCUUGGCCUCGUGGUGGAUCGCGUUCCGGCGGCGAUGGAAGUACGUGACGUUGCGGCAGGAGCCUGAUGCUGUGGCGCGCACGGGGCUCGAUCCGCAGGCGGUGCUGGACCCGGACAUGGGCGAGUUUACGGGCCAUUUGCUUAAGAACAAGGGGAGGAGGGUGUACAGGACGGAAGGGGGCCGCGUGGGCAUGGGCCCGGCAGGGAUGGGCGAGGGAGACGACGUGGUGGUCUUGUAUGGGGCUACGGUGCCGCAUGUGCUGCGGGAUAGGGGGGACGGGACGAGCGAGUAUGUGGGUGAGGCGUACUGCGAUGGCAUCAUGGGCGGGGAGGCCCUGGCUUCAGGCGUGGAGAAGGACUUUGUUCUAACGUGA